This is a messenger RNA of Acipenser ruthenus (sterlet), 2246 nucleotides long. It is a transcript of the gene cep76, whose product is annotated as centrosomal protein 76. The record is from RefSeq and is a predicted model, not a curated record. NCBI's taxonomy places the organism in Eukaryota, Metazoa, Chordata, Actinopteri, Acipenseriformes, Acipenseridae. The transcript has 12 exons. Bases 165 to 2150 code for a protein of 661 amino acids.
GCGGGGAGAGGUUCCCGCUGCCUUUUCCGCCACUUUUUAUCCGUUUGCUGUUGUUACGGGAAGCUGAUCAGUAAGGCAAAUGAAAACACUUGGUGCAUCAAUUGAAAGGAAACAGUGUAUUACAAACUAUAUGCUGGUUACAUUUACAUUAAUCUAAUUUGAACAUGGCGCUGCCACCAGAGAAAGCUUCUGAGUUGAAACAGAUCAUUCACAACCACAUGACCAAGAUGGAUAUCCAUGGCAAGGUCCGGGGUGUCCUGGCAGAGACUGUCCGUGAUGAGUUGGGCCUUGGACACCAAAAUCUUUCCGAAGAAGAUUUAAUGAGAGCUUUGCGACGCAGAGGAAUUAUUGAUGAUGUCAUGAGGGAUCUCAGCUUUGUCCAAGAUAUGCCAAAUCGAGAAGUCAUUUCUGCUACAAAGGCUUCAAAACAUUUUGUGGACAAGGAGCCAGCAGAACUAAAGAAACCCAAUAUUGACCCAACUAGAAGAUACCUUUACAUGCAGAUUUUAGGAGGAAAGGCUUUUCUGGAGCACAUGCAGGAAUCUGAGCUUUUACCGGGACAGGUGUGCUCCACCUUUACCUUGUACCUGCACUUCCGGAACCAGCGCUUCCGCUCCAAACCUGUCCCAUGUGCCUGUGAGCCAGAUCUGCAGGAAGGAUUCCUCCUGGAAGUCCAAAGGGACCAUCUUGGUGAUGGCAAUAAGAUGGUGGAUGCAAUAACAAUGCUGUCAAUAAGGGAUCCAGUUCACAUGGUUCUUAUCAAAACUGACACCUCCAAUGAAAGAACAUUGGUUGCUUCCUGCUUUCUGGACUGGCAGUCAGUUCUGAGCUCACCAAAUGGGAGAACUAGUUCAGCUGUGGAGCUUUUGGGAGUAGGCAGUGAGGCAAAAGUUCUAGUUGGAAUCCUAAACCUAAAGCUGGAACUCCUUCCACAGCUGAACCAGACACUCACCCAGGAAGUAGUCAAUGCACAGCAAACUUUAGAGCGACAGAGAACUGCUGAGAAAGAGAGGCUGUUCCUUGUUUAUGCUAAGCAGUGGUGGAGGGAGUUCCUACAGAUCAGACCUUCACACAUCACAAAACUGGUCAAGAUUUUUGCUCAGGAUGAGAAUGGUGUGAAUCGACCUGUCUGCUCCUACAUCCGACCACUACGAGCAGGACGUCUGCUAGACACUCCACGACAAGCUGCCCGCUUUGUUAGCCUGUUAGGCUAUGAGAAAGCGCCUGUUGUAGGAGGUGGGGGGAAGCAGGAGCAGUGGUGCACCCUACUAAGUUUCCUUUGUCAGAAUAAGGGUGACUGUGAGGAUCACGCUAACCUCCUGUGCAGUCUCUUGCUUGGCUUUGGACUGAAUGCCUAUGUGUGUGUGGGGACCACAGCAAAAUCUGUGCCUCAUACCUGGGUAAUGGCAUGUGGGACAGAUGGGACCAUUACGUUCUGGAACAGCUUAACAGGGGACAGAUACAUACACAAAUCUAACAACCCAGAUGACCCACCCCUCUUACAACAACAAAAGCCUACCUACCCAUAUAGAACUAUAGGCUGUGUAUUCAAUCACCAGAGUUUCUUUGCCAACUGCCAACCCUCAGAUGCUGUGGAGCUGUGUGAGUUUGACUUUCAUGAUGAAUCUAAAUGGAAGGCAAUGAGUGAAGAGGCCAUCAUGACGGUGUGUGCUCAGGGAUCUACCACCUCCUUGCCCCCUUUUCCACCCUUAUGUGCCUCAGUGAUUGAUUCAGCAGCUGCAAGCAAUGAAAUUGAGCUGGAGAUUAGAAACAUGGUUUCUGAGCACAGAAAGGAUCUGGGCUUGGCUACAGUCUGGGAUGACCAUCUCUCAUACCUUUUAUCGCCUGCGUUGUCUGCAUAUGAGAUGGAACGUACAACUGGUAUCUCCUGUGGCAAUGAAGAGUUUCAGGAUGCAAUCAGGAGAGCAGUUCCUGAUGGGCACACAUUUAAGGGAUUUCCAAUCCACUUUGUUCACAGAAAUGCUAGAAGAGCAUUUUCUACGUGUUUAAGGUCUCCCUUUUGUGAUGAAAUCGUUUGCUGUCGUGGAGAUCACGUACGGAUUGCAGUUCGAGUGAGAGUCUUUCCCUACCCCGAAUCAGCUUGUGCAGUAUGGAUUAUGUUUGCUUGCAAGUACCGCUUGGUGCUGUAAUAUUCUAUGAAGGAUGCUUUAUAAUGAGUAUAGAAAAUAUCUAUUUUUGUAAAAACUAUGACUUUAACUUUAUAAUAAAUGUAUUCUAAAAUUAAA